This is a messenger RNA of Drosophila ficusphila, 810 nucleotides long. It is a transcript of the gene Ccp84Ac, whose product is annotated as cuticle protein 18.6. Bases 73 to 723 code for a protein of 216 amino acids. The record is from RefSeq and is a predicted model, not a curated record. Gene Ontology annotation, cellular component: extracellular matrix. The transcript has 2 exons. NCBI's taxonomy places the organism in Eukaryota, Metazoa, Arthropoda, Insecta, Diptera, Drosophilidae.
ACGCACUCCACACAAGGAGGACAAAGUCUCGCAUCCACCGCUCUGCAACCACUGACCUCAAACACUCGCCAAAUGGCUUUCAAGCUCCUUGCAUUGGUUUCCUGCUGCCUGGCGGCCGCCUCCGCUGGACUCAUCCCCGUGGAGCAGCACGAGCAGCAGCCCCAGCUGUACCAGGCCCACCAGCCGCAGCACGUGAUCUACCAGAAGCAGCACGAGAUCCAUCCCCACGGCCACGAGGUCUACCCCGAUGAUCCGCAUCCCAAGUACAACUUCGCCUACGACGUGCAGGACGCCCUCUCCGGCGACUCUAAGAGCCAGGUGGAGUCCAGGGACGGCGAUGUGGUCCAAGGCGAGUACUCCCUCGACGACGCCGAUGGCUUCCGCCGCACAGUGAAGUACACCGCCGACUCCGUUAACGGAUUCAACGCUGUGGUUCACCGCGAGCCGCUGGCCCAUGUGCACCACAAGGUGGUGGCAGCUGCUCCCGCCCAGUACCACCACGCCCCCGCCCCCGUGAUCAAGAGCUAUGCCGCCCCCGCCCCCGCCUACGUGGCCCCCACCUAUGCCGCCCCCGCCCACGCCUACACCGCCCCCGCCUACCCCACCCACCAGGCGGAGCAGCCGCAGGAGCAGGAGCACCAGCAGCACCACUACGCCAGCUACGAGUCCCCCGCCCACUCGCAGGCCGCCCACGAGGGUCAUGAGUACUACCACCACCAGUAAGGGCCUCUCGACCGGAUCACAGAUCACCUGAACAGCGGAAGUAUUAACCCAUCACGAGAACUCAUUUAGCUAUUAGCCUAGCCGUGU